Molecule: messenger RNA, 3296 nt
Organism: Silurus meridionalis
Lineage: Eukaryota; Metazoa; Chordata; Actinopteri; Siluriformes; Siluridae
Gene: rbm25b
Product: RNA binding motif protein 25b
Exons: 18
Coding region: 68-2650 (860 amino acids)
Biological process (GO): mRNA processing; regulation of alternative mRNA splicing, via spliceosome
Cellular component (GO): spliceosomal complex
Molecular function (GO): mRNA binding
Source: RefSeq, a predicted model, not a curated record
GGACUUUGAAUUUGUAGAGGAAAUUUCCAACAAUGCAGUUGUACCGGAAGUGUGGUUGAUAGGGUUGAUGGUCGAUUUCGCCGAUUCGGGUCCGGGUGAGCUGAAACUUCACUUUCCGUUAGAAACACAAGGCGACUUGUAUUCGAGCUGGGUGGGUAAUCUGCCCAAGAUGUCCUUCCCUCCACAUCUCAAUCGGCCACAAAUGGGCAUCCCUACCAUGCCUCCUGGAAUCCCUCCACCACAGUUUGCUGGCUUUCCUCCUUCAAUGCCGCCAGGAGCCCCGAUGAUUCCAGUUCACAUGGGCAUAAUGGCCCCAGCUCCUGCGGUUCUUGUUCCCACAUCGAUGCAAGUGAUCAGUAAAGUAGCUGCUCAGAGGAAAGAAGUCCCGGCUGCUCGUGCAAAGGAUGCCGAUGAGAACAGCGGUCCAACAACAACAGUGUUUGUAGGGAACAUCUCGGAGAAAGCGUCAGACAUGCUGAUCAGACAGCUGCUCUCAAAAUGUGGAUUGGUCCUGAGUUGGAAACGAGUUCAGGGAGCUUCAGGAAAAUUACAGGCAUUUGGUUUCUGUGAGUAUAAGGAGCCAGAGUCGACUCUACGUGCUCUGCGACUGCUGCAUGAGCUGCAGGUUGGUGAGAAGAAGCUGCUAGUGAAGGUGGAUGCCAAAACUAAAGCUCAGCUGGAUGAGUGGAAGGCCAAAAAGAGGAGCUCCAAUGGGAAUGACAAAGCUGAGGAGGUUGGUGAGGAUGAAGAGGAGGUUUUAGAUGAAGAAACACAGAAACGGGAUCAGAUAGUUAAAGGAGCAAUUGAUGGCCUGAUCCGGGAAUAUUCCAGUGAACUCAAUGCACCUUCUCAGGAUGAUGAAUCCAGUCGCAGGAAGAAAAAGAAGGAGAAAAAAGAAGAGGAGGACAUCAAUGCCAUAGAAAUGGAGGAGGACAAGAGAGAUUUGAUCUCCAGGGAGAUCAACAAAUUCCGUGACACCCACAAGAAACUCGAGGAGGAGAAAGGAAAGCGGGAGAAGGAGCGUCAGGAGCUGGAGCGUGAGCGCAGGGAACGAGACAAGGAGCGAGAGAGGGAGCGUGAGAGAAGGGAGCGUGAAAGGGAGAAGGACCGGGAGCGAGAAAGGGAGAGAGAGCGGGAGAGAGAGCGAGAGAGGGACAGGGAACGUGAAAGAGAGAGAGAACGGGAGAGAGAAAGGGAAUGGGACAGAAGCAGAGACCACAGUGAAGCUCGCAGCAGAUCCAGAGAGCAAAGCCGUGACAGAGAAAGAGAUAAGGAUAAGAAGCGAGAUCGUGAAGAAGAUGAAGAGGAGGCUUACGAGCGUCGCAAGCUAGAAAGGAAGCUCCGGGAGAAGGAAGCUGCCUAUCAAGAGAGGUUGAAAAACUGGGAGCUUAGAGAGAGGAAAAAAGCCAGAGACUACACCAAGGAAUCAGAGAGAGAAGAAGAGCGCCGACGAGAGACUGCAAAAGAAGGCAAAAGACUAAAGGAGUUUUUGGAGGAUUAUGAUGAUGACCGGGAUGACCCUAAAUAUUACAAGGGCAGUGCACUGCAGAAACGCUUGCGUGAUCGAGAGAAGGAGAUGGAGCUUGACGAAAGAGAUAGGAAACGAGAGAAGGAGGAGCUGGAGGAGAUCAGGCAGAGGCUUUUAGCGGAGGGACAUCCUGAUCCAGAUGCAGAGCUACGCAGGAUGGAAGAGGAAGCCGAGCGUUUGCGGCAACCCCCAGUAAAGCCUGAGCCUGAGGAAGAGCGAGAAAGCAAGCCUUCUCGUGAAGAGAGAGAGCGCGAGAGAGAGCGAGAGCGAGAAAGAGAGAGGGGUAGAGAGCGUGAAAGGGAACGAGACAGACGCAGGCCGAUUGCCCAGGUACAGUCAGAUGAGGAUGUAGAGGAUGGAGAAGAAGUGGAGGAUGAGGAAGACUCUAAGCCAUGUCUCAAGCCCACUAUGAGGCCCAUCAUGGCUGCCCCGUCUGUGUCCUCGGCCAGCGGUAAUGCCUCACCCAACACACCAAGGGAAGAGUCUCCCUGUGGCAUCAUCAUUCCCCAUGAAAACUCGCCACCGGAAACUCAGCCACAGGAGGAGCACCGGCCUAAAAUAGGCCUUAGCCUCAAACUCGGUGCCACAGGCAGCCCAAGCCAGCCAAGUGUGGGCAAACGCAAGAAGCUGGCUGUGGAGAGCGUCUUCAACCGCUUUGAUGAUGACGAAGUGGAUGAGGCACCUCGGAAGAGAAAGCUAGUCCCUUUAGAUUACGAGGAUGAAGACAAAAGCAGUAGUGGAGUCGAGGGCGCUGGAGCAGCAGGAGGCAAAGGGGCCAAUACAGAAGAGAAACGAAAACACAUCAAGAGUCUGAUCGAGAAAAUCCCCACGGCUAAACCUGAGCUUUUCAACUACCCACUUGACUGGUCUGUCGUGGAUUCGACUCUAAUGGAGAAGCGAAUUCGGCCGUGGAUCAAUAAGAAGAUUGUGGAGUACAUUGGAGAAGAGGAAGCCACUCUAGUUGACUUUGUUUGCUCAAAGGUGAUGGCUCACAGUACGCCGCAAGGCAUCUUAGAUGAUGUUGCUAUGGUGUUGGAUGAAGAAGCAGAAGUGUUCAUUGUGAAAAUGUGGAGGUUAUUGAUAUAUGAAACAGAGGCCAAGAAGAUCGGACUCGGCAAAUGAACAAGCACUGAACGAGGAUCAAAGCUGCGCCUGACUUUCCUGUGAUCAGUUCGCCUUGUGAAGAGAAACAUUCGGGGCGACUCUUUAAAACCUUCAACCCAGCAAAUUGAUUACUUCCAUCUAUAAAUAUAUAGUCAGACCCCCCCCCUCUCCAUCUACACGUGACUGUGUUGAUUUGUGAGCACUGGCUCUGAAACCGCAUCCCAGCUAUUCUCAUUCACUGCUAGAGAUUUGGGUGAGGUGACUAUUUCCUCAGGGCUUGUCUGAAGGGUUUUCAUUAGAUCUUCAUCCAUGCCUGCUUAAAGUGUAAUUGAUGUCUAUAAAAGCAGUAUCUUCUUGUAAGCUGCGACACCUGUAGAUUUUGCCAACUACAUUUAGAUUACAGUUUGAUUUUGUUCAUUUUUCUUGGUGACAAAGUUGUUGAGUUGUACCAAAGAGUUUAUCUCCACAACUGUCUCAAAGUGAUGUCGCUCCAACACCAUGGUGAGUGGGGGGGGGACCCCCACACAACGAUUUGGUUCUUUUGUUUUUGGAAAUGUCGGGCUUAAAUUGAUCUUGAUGGUUGUGCAAUGAUGGAAACUGGUCUGUUUUUGUAUGUAGUAAUGGAUGUGUUUUCAAUAAAAGUAAUCUUUUUUUUUUAAUAAAA